This is a messenger RNA of Oppiella nova, 852 nucleotides long. NCBI's taxonomy places the organism in Eukaryota, Metazoa, Arthropoda, Arachnida, Sarcoptiformes, Oppiidae. The record is from the annotation of a GenBank genome assembly.
AUGAUUGCAUGGAUUAUCCGGAUGCUCAGCAAUCCGGAAUAUCUGAUUGUUCCCUAUGAGGGAAGCUAUGACUUCAUGUUCAUCGUAGUAUUCCAGUCCCAACCGGCUACCAUUCCCUGCAAACCUACCGAUUCCCGAGCUAAGGUCUCGCUGUGGAAAGUGCACACCAACUCUGGUCCACAAGAGAUUGUUGUCAAUAAUACUCUGGGAAUCACCUAUAACUCGAAGAAAGGCUAUCACUUUGAAUACCCGCUUUGGGACGGGGAGACCAGUCUUUUGGAGUGUAAAGUGGAGUUAGACAACACCGAAAUGAUAUCAUCCAUAAGCAUUCAUAUUGGAUGUGUAUUUCCGGUGGAUCCGCAUCCUCUUAUCGAUGACAGUAGAGCUAAAAAUGUGUUCAUAAACAGCACUUUCAGUUUAAAAUGUUUUGUUCACAUUGAACUCGGAAUUAAAAUUGUGAUUACGUGGGACGUCCCUAAUAAAAAUACUUUAGAAAGAUCUGUGGAAUCGAUGGCUGAAACUCAGAGAAAUGAAUUGAAUGGUAAUAGUUAUGAUACGGUGUCUCGGAAUCUGACCAUAACUGGGGCACAGAUGGAGGACGAAGGCAUAUAUCACUGCAAUGUCACGGAUAGCAACGGAAGAGUGUUCAGUGCUUCCAAGAAAGUCACGGUUUACGAGAAUGGUCUACCCCCGUCAUAUGUAAACUUUUCAAUGGAUAUUAAUAAUGAUGCCAUAAACGGAUUCUCAAUCAUAUCAUCAACAGAUGAGCCCACAGUUCGCGACGACAUAACCCUUACCUGUAAGGCCAGUGUAUAUAACUAUACAGAAUUAAAUUGGAUUAGAAAACCAUUG